Esox lucius (northern pike) is the source of this 1989-nucleotide messenger RNA. It is a transcript of the gene sfxn2, whose product is annotated as sideroflexin 2. The record is from RefSeq and is a predicted model, not a curated record. The coding region runs from base 1027 to 1989 and encodes 320 amino acids. Gene Ontology annotation, molecular function: monoatomic ion transmembrane transporter activity. NCBI's taxonomy places the organism in Eukaryota, Metazoa, Chordata, Actinopteri, Esociformes, Esocidae. Gene Ontology annotation, biological process: serine import into mitochondrion; monoatomic ion transport. Gene Ontology annotation, cellular component: mitochondrial inner membrane. The transcript has 12 exons.
GUUUUAUUGAUCGACUUAGUUUAUUUUUUUGCCAACUGUUGGUCUUUGCUCUUCUCUAAUGUCUGGAUGUGCUUGUUGGAGACAGCUGCUAGCAUGCAUGCUUUGCAAAAUGCGAGUAAUUUAACAGGCAAGUUGCAUCAGUCUGUUGAAUGAUAGUUUACUGUCAUUAUAAGAAUGUCCCUGUGGAUAUGAUGGCCAAAUUAACAAAAGCAGUGACAGCUGGUAUUGACAUUCAAAUGUAGAGAGUUAAUAGUUUUUUUUUUGCUCCUGUUCUACCAAAAAAGUUUCACUCUGUUUUAGAUCAGUGCUUCAGAUUGAGGCUAGACUGGAGAGGAACUAAUGUAGAAUAUUGAGAAGUAGCCGUCGAUAUAUGACAUUCAGUUAAAUGAAUCUGCCCUGUGCCAAUAAAUCUCUCUGCUUGAUCAUACUUACUAUACUUGAGACAUAAUCAAAUCAAACGCUUAUAGACUUCUUACACUCUGACCCCUUUUUAUUUAUUUGCAUAUUCCUCUCUGGGCCCUCGUGCCUCUCCUUACUCUUUAAUUAUUUUCAUACCAAAGGUUUGUUCAUUAAUUAAUGAAUUAAAAAACCAAAUGUAUAAAUCCAUUCCGGUUUAGUCAGUGAUUUAAUUAUAUAGUGUUGUAUUGGAAUUCUUUGGCUUUGGAGCUCUGGUCUUGAUUCGUUACUAAUCAAUGUGCAGCUGCAGCAGAGAGAGUGCAUGACCCUACUGUUCAAACAAACAGCUCUGACCAGUUCUGGCUCCAGCCUGCUGCUAGCCUAGCUGCUUUGGGCCUGGCUGCACCUGGAAUAUCUAGCCUGGCUGCCUCCGCUCCUCCUCAUAACCUCGUCUUCUUAGCUGCUUUGCUCGAUUCUGAAAACACCAGAGACAGACCAGAGGGACCCAGUUGGUUAAGGACCAAGGAGCCGAACAGUGACUGUCAACUUUACCUGUUUAGGGACGCCUGAGGUUGUUUCGGAGAUAGCGUUUCAGAUUUCAGACUUGGAUUGUUAGGCGGGGGGGUUGCAAUGGCUCUGAGCGGGUUUGACAUAGACUCACCAAGAUGGGAUCAGUCCACGUUUAUAGGCCGACUGAAGCACUUUGCCAACAUCACAGACUGGAGGACAGCUUUACUGCCAGAUUCUCGACUGGAUGAGGCUAAAACACUGGUGGAGACCUGCAGAGUGGGUUCUGUUCCCCCCGGCACCACAGAGGAACAGCUGCACUAUGCCAAGAAGCUGUAUGACUCUGCCUUCCAUCCUGACACCGGCGAGCGUAUGAACCUGAUUGGUCGAAUGUCCUUUCAGGUGCCUGGAGGGAUGGCCAUAACGGGUUGUAUGCUACAGUUUUACAGGACCGUCCCUGCUGUAGUGUUCUGGCAGUGGGUGAAUCAAUCAUUUAACGCUCUGGUCAACUACACCAAUAGAAACGCUGCUUCCCCCAUCACCACCACUCAGAUAGGAGUAGCCUAUUUAACAGCAACUAGCACAGCUCUAGCUACUGCUGUGGGACUCAACCUCUACACGAAGAAAGCCCCUCCCCUGGUGGCGCGCUGGGUUCCGUUUGCAGCCGUAGCGUCAGCUAACUGCGUCAACAUCCCAAUGAUGAGGCAACAGGAGCUCUUGAAUGGCAUAGCUGUAACAGAUGAGAAUGGAAACAAACUGGGUCAUUCCAAGAAAGCGGCGGUGAAGGGCAUCACCCAGGUGGUCGUUUCCCGGGUUACCAUGGCAGCACCGGGCAUGAUCAUUCUCCCCAUCAUCAUGCAGAGGCUGGAGAAGUACAAGUUUAUGCAGAGGAUCACCUUCCUCCAUGGACCUUUGCAAGUCAUGAUGGUGGGAGUGUUCUUGGUCUUCAUGGUCCCUGCUGCCUGUUCCCUGUUCCCUCAGCAAUGCUCCAUGGCCGUGUCUAAGCUGGAGCCAGAGCUAAGGGAGUCCAUAGUGUCUCGCUACGGGGACAGAGUACCAUACGUAUACUUUAACAAGGGCCUCUGA